GCAACACUACAAUGCUAGUCAAUGUGCGGGAACUCUUCCACGUAAAAAGGCCGUUGGGAGGCAACAUCCAUCAUCAUUCACUUUAGGCUGCACUCUUCUGCCUUUUUUAACACUCUUUUCUUCCCUCGUCUCUCUCAAUCUUCACCCAAUCUUCUCCAUCUUCGUUGCCAUCAUCUUAUAGCUCCUCGCUCUACUUUCUCCCAUACCCUGCCUGAUAACAUUCCCGACUCAAGCUUAUCAAGUGACGUAUCCUUGCGGCCAUAAUGAGGGUGAUUAUUAGAGAGACUCCCAAGGAGGUGUCCGAGUACAUCGCCGAUUAUAUCAUCAGCCGCAUCAAGUCCUUCAAACCCACCGAAAGUCAGCCCUUCGUUCUCGGCCUUCCUACUGGCAGCAGCCCCGAGAUCAUCUACAAGAUCCUUGUGCAGCGUUACAGGGCAGGUGAAAUCUCGUUCAAGAAUGUGGUGACCUUUAAUAUGGACGAGUAUGUCGGGCUGCCUCGUGAUCAUCCGGAGUCCUACCAUAGUUUCAUGUAUAAGAACUUCUUUUCGCACGUCGACAUUUCACCUGACAACAUCAAUAUCCUUGACGGGAAUGCUCCUGACCUUGCUGCCGAAUGUGCUUCCUUCGAGGCACGCAUUGCUCGCUAUGGUGGCAUUGAACUAUUCCUUGGCGGUGUUGGAUCGGAUGGACAUAUUGCAUUCAACGAGCCGGGAUCUUCCCUGAGCAGUCGCACCCGUGUGAAAACCUUGGCUUACGACACGAUUCUGGCGAACUCUCGGUUUUUCGGUGAGGAUUUGAACCAGGUGCCCAAGAGGGCCUUGACUGUGGGUAUCCAGACAAUCAUGGAUGCCCGAGAGGUUGUCAUUGUGGCCACUGGUGCGCAUAAAGCACUCGCAGUGCAGAAGGGCCUUGAAGGCGGCAUCAACCACAUGUGGACCCUUUCGGCUCUGCAGCUACACAGACAUCCUCUUAUUGUGUGCGAUCGCGAUGCUACACUAGAGCUGAAGGUCAAGACGGUCAGGUAUUUCGAAUCAAUCGAGGAGACUGGCACAGAUGCGCGAACCCAAGGCCCACCUCUCGUUUACAGACCAAGGACCUAUGUUCCUGCGCCAUUAGGCGUUGUCAAGACACAGCAGCAGCCCACGCCGCUUGCAACUCCGGAGAAAGUGCCGAAAGACCUGAAGAUCAAUACACAACUCCAUCGGUCUAUGGAGGAUGAUGAACUUACGCCGGACAGCAUGUCUUCCCGAAUUGUCGACUCUGCUGUGGGACUAGAUACAUACCUUCAGGGCGAUCUGAAAUUUGAUCCGAUGAGCGCGAGAAUCGCAAGUGCCAACUAAAUAAAUUGAUGAAAAGGAUUCGGGUUAUACGGUUUUAUUCUUCUUUUCUUUCUUGGACUUUACUUAUUCACUGAUUACUUUCAACUUUGCGUCCCGACAUGUGAUAUCAGACGCAUCCUUUAUUCUUUUAUUUUUUUUCCAUAUGGGUGGAAUGGCUUUUGCUUUUCAAUUGUUUCAAUUUUCGGUACAAUUUGCUUUGCCCAUUUCAUGGCAAAAUAACACACGAUACUUGCAUAUGUACGGAGUAGAUAGGUUGAUAGGUUUUAUAAUGCUUUUUCUUGCUAUGCGGACAUGUAUUGUGCGCACCUGGUUACAAUAGGGCGUUGAUAUAUUAUGAUAUAUUUGAAUCUGCUCUGGAUAUGCUUAAUAUUACUGGAGCAUUUGAAUGUUACCUCUUCGCUCAGGAAAGCCAAUAUAUA
This is a messenger RNA of Monascus purpureus, 1759 nucleotides long. Lineage: Eukaryota; Fungi; Ascomycota; Eurotiomycetes; Eurotiales; Aspergillaceae. The record is from the annotation of a GenBank genome assembly.